CCAACCCACGGGCACAAAAUGGGUGAGAGGAAAGGCCAGAACCUGUACUAUCCGCCGGACUACGACCCGAGGGCGGGUGGUCUGAACAAAUGGCAAGGUACGCACGCACUGCGGGAGCGGGCCCGCAAAAUCCACCUCGGCAUCCUGAUCAUCCGGUUCGAGAUGCCGUACAAUAUUUGGUGCGAUGGCUGCAAGAACCACAUCGGCAUGGGGGUCCGCUACAAUGCGGAAAAGAAGAAGGUCGGAAUGUACUACUCCACACCGGUCUACCAGUUCCGGAUGAAGUGUCACCUCUGCGACAAUCACUUCGAGAUCAAGACGGAUCCACAAAACUUGGACUACGUCAUCGUGUCCGGGGCACGGAGGCAGGAAAACCGGUGGGAUCCGACGCAGAAUGAGCAGAUUGUGCCGGAAACGAAGGAAACCCAGCGGAAACUGUUCGAUGAUGCCAUGUACAAGCUGGAGCACGGGGCCAAAGACCAACAGACGGCCGAUGAAGCGAAGCCAGUGUUGGGGCGCCUUUUUCAGCGAAACGACAGUGUUUGGAGGGACGACUUUGAAGCAAACAGUCGGCUGCGGGCACAGUUUCGGACACGCAAAAAAGAGCUCAAGUUGCAGGAAGAAAAAGACAACGCACUAUUGACCAAAUCGAGCCUUGCGGUCGCGCUACUGCCGGAAUGUGAUAGCGAUCGUCGUAUGGCUCACCUAAUGCGGUUACAUUCAUCGAAAACGAUUCACGAACGGGACAAAGAACGCCGGAGUGCUAUUCUGAAUCGCCCUGCGUUACCGUCGACUUCCGUUAACGGCAGAAAAGUGGCCGUCAAGUCGCCCGAUAACAUCAUUAGGUUAGAGAGAAAUAGUUUAGGUAUUGUAAAACGUUCGACCAAAGGUGGCCGAAAACAUGUAGGUAGUGUUGCUAAUGACGCUGCAACGGCAGAAUCGAGCAACGGGCAUCGAGCAGAACUGGAGUCCCAAACGGUUGGUGGCACGAGCUCCCCAGCCCCAUGCAGCUCAUUUGGUAGUGAGCCGACGAAAACAAAAGAAAUGAAUCAAAUCGAUCCAAUGCCCAGUCUGUUACUGUGCAAUUAUGGAUCAGGGUCUAGUGAUAGCGACUAA
Molecule: messenger RNA, 1116 nt
Organism: Anopheles cruzii
Lineage: Eukaryota; Metazoa; Arthropoda; Insecta; Diptera; Culicidae
Product: coiled-coil domain-containing protein 130 homolog
Exons: 2
Coding region: 19-1116 (365 amino acids)
Biological process (GO): mRNA splicing, via spliceosome
Cellular component (GO): U2-type spliceosomal complex; post-mRNA release spliceosomal complex
Source: RefSeq, a predicted model, not a curated record